CUCCCAUCACCUCCCCUGGCUCCCAUCACCUCCCUGGCUCCCAUCACCUCCUGGCUCCCAUCACCUCCCAACUCAUCACCGCCCUGGCUCCCAUCACCGCCCUAGCUCCAUCCUGCCUGUCCCAUCACCGCCCCAAGCUCCCCAUCACCGCCCUGCUCCCAUCACCGCCUGGCUCACAUCACCGCCCCGGCUCCCAUCACCGCCCUGGCUCCCAUCACCGCCCUGGCUCCCAUCACCGCCCUGGCUCCCAUCACCGCCCUGGCUCCACAUCCACCGCCCUGGCUCCCAUCACCGCCCUGGCUCCCAUCACCUCCCUGGCUCCCAUCACCGCCCUAGCUCCCAUCACCUCCCUGAUCCAUCACGCCCUGGCUCCCAUCCACCGCCCUAGCUCCAUCACCUCCCCUGGCUCCCAUCACCUCCCUGGCUCACAUCACCUCCCUGGCUCCCAUCCAGCGCCCAAGCUCCCAUCACCGCCCUGGCUCCCCAUCACCGCCCUAGCUCCCAUCACCGCCCUAGCUCCCAUCACCUCCCUGGCUCCCAUCUCCCUAACCCCAUCUCACCCCCUGGCUCCCAUCCUCCCUGGCUCCCACACCACCCUGGCUCCCAUCACCGCCCCAGCCCCACACCUCCCUGGCUCCAACACCUCCCUGCUCCCAUCACUGCACAGGCUCCCAUCACCGCCCUGA
Molecule: messenger RNA, 686 nt
Organism: Homarus americanus (American lobster)
Lineage: Eukaryota; Metazoa; Arthropoda; Malacostraca; Decapoda; Nephropidae
Product: protein app1-like
Exons: 1
Source: RefSeq, a predicted model, not a curated record